AUGGUGGGGUUUUGCACAUGCGCGAGCUGUUGAUGGCUGAUGGAGAGAAGAUGCCCACUGCCUCCGUCCCCGUGUAGCGCCGGAGAGCUCCAGCCGCUGCUGUUUGGCGCAGAUUGCGCAGACUGCCGUCUUUCUGCACAGCUGCGUGUCGCAGUCCGACACACGAAGCCCGAUGUCCGUGGCUAACGCGAAACACAAGGUCCAGAAUCCGGUGAUCCCCUACACUGGACCCAUACCUGGUGGCCUGCACCCUGGGGAGAUCAUCAUCAUUCAAGGCACCGUCCCCCCAGAUGCGGACAGGUUUCAGAUCGACCUGUCGAGCGGCUGCAGCACCAAACCGCGCUCCGACGUCGCCCUCCACUUCAGCCCUCGCUUCAAAGCUUCUCCCUGCGUGGUGUGCAACUCCCUGCUGCAGGAGAUCUGGGGCAAAGAGGAGACGCUCCACCAGCUGCCCUACAAGCGCGGUGCCCCCUUUGAGACAAUCAUCCUGGUGCACGAAGACGUCUUCAAGGUGGCAGUAAAUGGAACUCACCUGCUGGAAUACAAGCACAGAAUUCCUCUGAACAGGGUCGACACGUUUUCUAUUUCUGGGAAAGUCAGGGUGCACGCUAUUGGCUACAUCCCAAACUCAGCAAUAUAUUCAGAAUCAGGUGACUUGAGCCUUCCUUACAAGGGCAGUAUUCUCAAAGGCCUGAGCCCAGGACAGCACAUCACAAUAAAAGGGCAGGUCAGCAUGUAUCCUCACAGUUUUACAGUGAACCUCCGGAACAGCAGGACGGAAAACAUCGCUCUCCAUCUGAACCCCCGCAUGAAGUCCGGGGUGUUCAUCAGGAACUCCUACCUGUGCGAAUCCUGGGGUCAGGAGGAGCGGGAGCUGCCCUUCUUUCCCUUCUCCUCAGGAGAGUACUUUGAGAUUCUUCUCCUCUGUCAGCCCCAUCAGUUCAAGCUGGCGGUGAACGGCUCGCACUUGUUUGAGUUCAGGCAUCGGGUGCAGGACCUGAGCAGCAUCGACCAGCUGGAGAUCAUGGGGGACCUGGAGCUCACCGACGUCAAGCUGUGGUGACUGCGACGUAAACAGUCGCUGACACGCAUGUGUUUUGCUUAUCGGUGCUAAAUUAGCUUAGCCACAGCGACCCAGGUGAUGGAUGGGUGGUGCUGCAGCCACAGUCGGUCGGUGGUUCUAAGCUAGUCUGGCACGGAGGCCGUGGACGGGUCCCAGAAUAAAUGGUUUCCGGCUCUGACUGGAUGAUGCAUGAGAGUAAGCCAUGCUGGAGCUACUGUGACUGUUUACAGCUACAAGUUUGGUGUCCCUGGAACAUUUCUUCUCUUGUCUCUAGUGCAUCUUUGCUGUGAUCCAGCCUGUAACUAAACCCGGAAAUAAAUGUGAAUGUUCACUCAAGGACUCGCUUUGCUUACACAUUAAUCAUAGGAGGACUCCAUUCUUCUAACAUGAAGAAAUCCAGGAAGUUCACUUUUACUGCAUAAUUUAUAGAGGUCACGUUUUUCAGUUGCAGUUUUUUAUUUACCAUUUUAAAAUAUCAUUUGUAACUAAUGGUAAAUGGACUAGUUCUUAUAUAGCGCUUUUCUACUCAGUCAGAGCACUCAAAGCGCUUAUACAACACGUUUUACAUUCACCCAUGCAUA
Messenger RNA from Archocentrus centrarchus (flier cichlid), 1644 nucleotides. It is a transcript of the gene lgals8b, whose product is annotated as galectin 8b. NCBI's taxonomy places the organism in Eukaryota, Metazoa, Chordata, Actinopteri, Cichliformes, Cichlidae. The record is from RefSeq and is a predicted model, not a curated record. Gene Ontology annotation, molecular function: carbohydrate binding. Bases 173 to 1063 code for a protein of 296 amino acids. Gene Ontology annotation, cellular component: cytoplasm. The transcript has 8 exons.